AUGUCUACUUUCGAAAAAGUCGUUGUUAUUGACGCUAAGGGUCACUUAGUCGGUCGUUUGGCUUCCAUUGUUGCUAAGCAACUAUUGAACGGUCAAAAGAUCGUUGUCGUCAGAGCCGAAGCCCUAAACAUCUCUGGUGAAUUCUUCAGAAACAAGUUGAAGUACCACGACUUCUUGAGAAAGGCUACUGCUUUCAACAAGACCCGUGGUCCAUUCCACUUCAGAGCCCCAUCUAGAAUCUUCUACAAGGCUGUCCGUGGUAUGAUCUCUCACAAGACUGCCCGUGGUAAGGCUGCUUUGGAAAGAUUAAAGGUUUUCGAAGGUGUUCCACCACCAUACGACAAGAAGAAGAGAGUUGUUGUCCCAGAAGCUUUGAGAGUCUUGAGAUUGAAGCCAGGUAGAAAGUACACCACUCUAGCUAAGUUGUCUACUUCCGUCGGUUGGAAGUACGAAGACGUCGUUGCUAAGUUGGAAGAAAAGAGAAAGGUCAGAUCCGCUGAAUACUACGCUAAGAAGAGAGCCUUCAACAAGAAGGUUACCGCUGCCACCGCCUCUGCUGCUGAAACUGAUGCUGCUAAGAAGUUGGCUACUCUAGGUUACUAA
Messenger RNA from Nakaseomyces glabratus, 603 nucleotides. It is a transcript of the gene RPL16B, whose product is annotated as 60S ribosomal protein uL13. Gene Ontology annotation, biological process: translation; negative regulation of translation. Gene Ontology annotation, molecular function: structural constituent of ribosome; mRNA binding. Lineage: Eukaryota; Fungi; Ascomycota; Saccharomycetes; Saccharomycetales; Saccharomycetaceae. The record is from RefSeq and is a predicted model, not a curated record. Gene Ontology annotation, cellular component: ribosome; cytosolic large ribosomal subunit.